UUGGGGGUCAAUCGCCAUCUGUUGUGUAGAACUAGUCGCAGCACCACACUGUGUCGGAACGGAAGACAUUGACAAUCGGAACAACAACAACAAGAAGAACAAGAACAAGGGAACCGUAACUGAAUCUCAUCUCUGCUCAUGGAUUCUACCGAAGCUCUAACUGAUCCGGUCUCUCUGGAAUCCCGACCCGGAAUCUUCGUCAUCGGAUCCUCCAACGUCGGCAAACGCACCCUCCUAUCCCGAUUGCUCUCUGUUGAUUGUGAAGAUGCUUUUGAUUCAGAUUCUCAAGUAAAUGUCCAUGGGUGGACUAUCAACAAUAAGUACUAUAGUGCUGAUGUUUCUGUUUGGAUGGCUCAUCUUCAUGAAGAUUUUUCUGUUCGAGACCUGCCCGUGUUUCAACGAAUGACUGCUUUGGUGAUGGUUUUUGACAUGAAUGAUCUAUCCUCCCUAACUGCACUACAAGGUUGGGUAUCGCACACUGAUAUUCAAAACUUUGAGAUAUUACUAUGUAUUGGAAACAAAGUGGACCUGGUUCCUGGUCAUCCAGCUCAUGCUGAAUACAGAAGACGUUUGCUGAAACUUGAAGACUCUUCUGCCAAUCUUGAUUUAGAAUUCUCCGAGUAUGGAAUAUCAGAAAGUGAAGGAACUAGCUUAUUGGGGGAUGAAGAGCCAUCAUGGGAUAUUCGAAAGUCUUGCUUGGAAUGGUGCACUGAGAACAAUAUCGAGUUUGUUGAGGCUUGUGCUUCCAAUGCUGAUUUUGACAAAUGCUUAUCUGUAGAUGGUGAUUUACAAGGAGUUGAACGUCUCUAUGGUGCACUUUCUGCUCAUAUGUGGCCUGGAAUGAUAUUAAAAUCUGGUGAUAGGAUAAGUCAACCAUCAUUCCCUGAGAAAGAAGAUUUAUCUUCAGAAGAAUCUGAUUAUGAUCAGGAGUACGAAGUUUUAUCAGCUGGCUCAGCCGAUCCCUGGCAUGAUACUGAACAAGAAUGGGUUUGUGCAACUUCCUCAGAUGCAGGAGGAUCAGCUCCUCAAGACAAUUCCAACACAGGUCGUGAACAUGUGGAUGAAAGUAAAUCUAAAAAAGAGUUGCAUACCACAACCUCAUGCACUGAUCAGGAUGAGAAUGACAAGGAAGUAGUGCACAAUAUUGUGGAUUCUGAAGGGGAUGUGAAGGAAGAUGAUGGUGAAUGUCUUGAAUUAGAGGAUUUGGAACAGUUGAUGUCUGAGAUUGGAAAUAUGCGGGACGGCCUAAGAUUGAUGCCUGAUUUUCAAAGAAGGGAAAUGGCUGCAAAGCUGGCUAUGAAAAUGGCUUCCAUGUUUGGGGGAGAGAGUGAUGAGGAAAUUUAGUUGAAUAUAGGAUGCUAGUUAUAAGUGUCAGGAUACAUCGAUGAACAUCAUUAGCAGUACUUUUAGACUCAUCAGUGGAAGAAGAUGAGCAACCUCGAUUGCCGAAAGAUAAGAAGCUCCUUUUAUGCAUCUUCUCUGCUACCGAUUGGUUGUUGCUGAGCGUGAUUCAAGAUCAAUUUAUCCUGUUUUGUAAUACACAUUAUUUGUCACAAUAGAGGUUAUUGUAUUUGAAAUUAUGUUAUCAUAUAAAUUACCCUGCAUCACUUAACUCUGGUUCAA
This is a messenger RNA of Lotus japonicus, 1623 nucleotides long. RefSeq lists its product as uncharacterized. Bases 139 to 1344 code for a protein of 401 amino acids. Gene Ontology annotation, molecular function: GTPase activity; GTP binding. The transcript has 6 exons. NCBI's taxonomy places the organism in Eukaryota, Viridiplantae, Streptophyta, Magnoliopsida, Fabales, Fabaceae. The record is from RefSeq and is a predicted model, not a curated record.